AAAGAAGAAGACGAAGAGGUUGCCUAGCGACCAGAGGAAGAAUAGCGUCUGCUAGCUAGAUGGUUGUGCAUGGAUAGUGCAUGAUAAAACAGGGAACAAAUGCCACCAAAAAGAAAAGGACCUCUGCAACUGGUGCAGAGAGAAGUAGAUGGAAUCAAAAAACAGGUGUGCUGCCGAAUGUCUUGACUCGUGUAUUUAGGACAGUUGUGUUUUAGCAAAAACUGAUAGCCAGACGAGCCUGUUGGAUGAUCGGACUGACUUGUGCAGUCACUGAAAUCAAGCUUGUUAAGACUGUGAUGUUAAAAAAACUCUGUUUUUGGAUGAUGAAUCCAAUUCAAUAACCUUGUUACCUUAAACACAGCUUUUCAAAAUUGUCUUGUAGGCUACGGUGAAAGCUGGAAUUGAAUAAGUAUCUACAAGUCUGUUUUUGCUUAAUUACAACAAAAAUAGAGGAAUUAAAGUACUUCUUUUGAUAGUUCUCAUUCAUUUUGGUAAAGUACCCUGAUUCAGAAAGCAGCGAAACAAAGGCAGGAAAAGAACAGUAGUCGCCAGUAUGAUCAUGUCAACAAAAACUGUAAAUCUGGAAGUUUCCUGAAAGCAGAAUUUGUUAACUGUAGAUUUAGAUUGCAUUAGAUACUGUUACAGUUGGUUAGGGUAUAGUCUAUGUGUUAAAGAUAAGAGUGUCAUAAACAUUUAUUUUGUACAUCGUAAAUUUGCAGGUGUAAACUGUAAACCCUUGUACUCAGUGUUGAUUGAGUUCUGUCUUUUUUUCCAGGUUGACAGUCUGGUGAAAGAUGUUCAGAAUCAUGAUGUAUCCACUGAAGAAGCACUUCGAAGGUGGACAUCUUUAACAGAGCCUCACAUGUGCUGCUUUCUUACAUUUUUCUAGUUCAUUAUCAACCCUUAUCCAGACUUGCUUGACAAUGAAAUUGUUUUACUUUUCUUCACACUCCCUUUCUAAUUUUCUUAUUUUCUUCCCAGUAGGAGUCGAUAUGAGCUGCCUUUUUCUGAAAUGCUUUGGAUUCGAUGUUAUUUUAAUGAAGAAUUUUGUUACAGGUGUCAAGAGCUGCAAAUAUCUGCAGAGAAAACACUGAGGACACUAAAGAACCUGACAAAAGUAAGACCUGCAAAAUCAAUACACUUACAACUUAUAUUUUUUUAUUCCGAUUCAUCACCUUGUAGGUAUUUGAGCUGCAUUUUUAUGGUUCUACUCCCAAAAUGCAAUCACCUGUUGCAACUGCUCUUUGUAUUCAAAAAGGAAGAGUUAAUUAAGAAAGUCAAAUAUCAGGCUAAUGUCCAACUGCCAUCUCAUGUUGUUAUUCCAAACAUAGGUUUUGGAAUAUACCUUAAAAACACAGAUGUAAUCCUAAAUUGCAAUUUGUUGCUUCAUUGUCAAGGCUGAUGAGCUGGCUCCAGUUGGGAACUAUGAUCAGAGGAAGCAGGAAGAAGAAAGACGACUACAGAAUCUCUUGGAGCACCUAAACGCACUCUCUCUGGAACUUUCCCCACCAGGACCCAGUACUGCUGCAGGGUCAGUGACCUGGAUUUUUACUGUAAACAACAAAAAGACAAUAAUAACAUCCAAAUUAUCUUUUUUUCCCCUCAAUUCACAGUGAUGUUUCAAAGGGGGAGAGUGAGGAUGAUGAUGAUGAUGAUGAUGAGGAUGAUGAAGACACGAACGAUGAUGUUGAUGACGAUGACGAUGAUGAUGAUAAUGAUGAUGAAAUGGAAGUUGGGAAACCACCUACUCAGUCUGAGCCUCAUCUUUACACGGUUCUCAGUGAUUUCAAAGGAGAACAGGAGGGGGAUCUGACAGUACAGGUAAAGCCAGGCUUUGUCAGGGUCUGAUUUGUUAAAUCUGACACUAAAACUAUUGAAACAUUAUUUAAUAUUAUUUAACUAUUUACAGCAACGGACACGCUUGCCCUGCAGCUUAUAUGCUCACAGGCCUCUGCAUAUUGUUAUGCCAUACGAUUUUUUAAAUCGAUUUCUCAUGUUUACAGAGAGGGGAGGUGUUGAAAAUCAUCAGGAGGACAGCAGAUGGAUGGUGGUUGGCUCAGGACAGUAAAGGCAACAGAGGAGUGGUCCCCAAAACCUACCUGAAGGUACACAACCUGUAUUGAUAGUUUGACUUUUACAUUUCAUUAAACAAAAGCUCAAUUAAAAGGUUCAGUCCAUCUGUUAAAGAUAUGAUAAGUAUUUAUUUUUCUGAUUCAAUCACUUUUAUUUUGCUGUAGCCACUUGUAUUCUGUGUGUGAUUUAAAACUGAGGUAAAUGCAUGCAGAAAAUAGAGUGACACCAAAGGCAAGAGGCAUUCAAUAUGGUUAUUUUAUAAUUACACCCUUACAGAGAACUAUAGUAUCCCUCUUUUCAGAUUGGCACUGGUGUUGAUGACGAAGGUGACGAAGAUGAUGAGGACGACAACGAUGAGGAGUCAGAGGAAGAUGAAGAGGAACUGACGGAUGACAGAGUUAAACAGAGGUUCGUUGUUUUCAGCUUUUUCAUGUGGUCAGAAGGAUCUUCAAAAAUUGCCUAUUUCAGUGCAGGUAAAAUCAGCUUUUAUAUGUUUAUUUAUGUCCUUCAACAGUGCUGUUUCACAUUCAAACUGGGGUCCUGUCAGAAAGGCUCUGGCAGAGGUAAAUAGUAACUGACUGUAUAACUACUGUUACUCACACAAAUGAAAAUUAAAAGGUCAAAAAUAUGGACAUGUUGGAUUAUUUUCACCAUGUGUGUCCGUCUGUGUUUGUGUGACAGAUUGAUGCCACUGACGUGCUCUCUGCCAUGGGAGCCAUACCAUCAGGAUUCAGACCAUCAACUCUCAAUAAACUGCUGAUGGAGGAAGGUCAGUGUUCUCUCUGUUAUGCGUCCACACUAAUGAAUAGAAACACAGGAAAAAAUAUUGCAGAUAAAGGGGGUUUUGAUAGACGAGCAGAGGAUUUUUGUUCAAAACUGCGCUAAAAUUUUAAUUUGAUAUUGUUCGUAACUUACAAAAGCAUAUUGCAUUCACUUACAAAACAUAAAGAAGGAAACUGGUUUUUUUUUGAGUAUUUUUUUUCUUUGCUGUUCUUCUGACUAAUUUUUCUCCACCUUCUGUUUUUCUGACUAUUUUUUUCUUCUGUUUUUGUGUACAGAUAUUUUUCCCCCCUCUUUCUGUUUUUCAGACAAUUUUUUACUCUUUUUUGUACUUUUUUUUCCUUUUCCAUUUUUCUGUUUUUCAGACGAUUUCUUUUCCUGACUAAACGAGAUACUUUAAAAUCCUGUGAGAAUCUCAUACAAUCAGAUCAGGUUAACCACCAUGGCUGCUCCAAAUCAGCGGAUUCUCCAGCUUCUAGAUAACUUUGACUACAGGGUCAAUGAGAGUAGGGCAUGUUAUUAGUUAAACAUAGGGUAUACAAAUCCUGAAGUGCCUGCGCAAAGUAGACAAACUUAUGACGAUUCCAUCUAUCUGAAAAGAGUAUGUCCCAGUGUCUCAAACCCAAAAGAAAGUCAAACUUGAUUAAACUAAAAAAGUGGGCCAUGUUUACUUCUAAUAAAUCAAGCAGAGGGGGAUGAAAGAAACUAAUGAUGAUGAUCCCAGAGAAUAGGAAAAACAAUUAGUCUGAGAAACAGAAAAGACAAAGAAAUUACUCUAAAAAACAGAAAAAACUAGUACGAAGAACAGAACAAAAAAAAUUACUCUGAAAAACAGAAAUUUUUUUGGUGAAUGCAAUACGCUUCCUUAAUACAUAAUAAAAAUAAAAUCUGCUAAAAAUAAAUAAAGUAAAUAUGGAAACAACACCCAGCAUACAGUUUCUCACAGUGGAUUUGGUUAAACUGUGCAGUAGUUUGGUGUUUCAUACAUUCACUGUGUUUGUGUUGCAUUUUAUUGGUUUAUUGUGGUUUUAGUUUUUGUGUUGUUUUAAGAACAAUCAGGGAGCAGCGAAGUGAGACAGAACUUUUCAUGAUUGCCACAGUGUAUACUCCCACCACGACAACUACCACCUCACUGUAGGACAAGAAUUUGUCAUACAUUUUUACUUAUAAACAUUAGUAGAUCAGAGUAAGUAACCAGUUGCUUAUUUUUAUGUCCAGGUGAAACAUACAGAGGAAGUGACUAUAUUCAGCCAAAACCCAGUGAAUCAAAACUCUCCUUUUGUGACCUCUUCUUGGACCCAGACACUGGCAGGGUAAGACAGGCCCCGUGUAGUGUGUGUAGUGUAUCUUUUAUGAAUAAAGAUAAUUGUAGGUAUACUUUUAACAUAAGUUAUCUAGUUAAGCAUAAUCCUCUGUAAAAGUUAUGCUUCCAUUCACUUGUCUGUCUCUGGUUCUGUCAUACAGGUCCGAGCUCGGCAGGUCAGGACUUGUGUUUGUUUUUCUUUAUGGAGCUGCAGGAUGAUUCCCACUCCAGGGGUUGGAGUUCAGGUCCUCAGCAGACACAUCCGCAUCUGUGCCUUUGAUGGAACUCAGGUCAGGAAUUUCUGUUGUAGACAUACAAUUUGUGUCAUCUAUGCUUUUGUACACACAUCUCUCAGCUGCUGUGUUUUUCUGGUAUGAUAAACUGUCACAUACAAUAUCAACUGUUUAAAAACAAAUUAUAUUUCCAUUUUUUAAAUGUACUUUCUGUUCGUGUGUUUCAGGUGUUGAGUAAUAUCCACACUGUGAGGGCAACAUACAACUCAAAAAGCCCCAAAUCCUGGACGUUUUCACCAAGGGUAUUUUCGCAGCAGCACAAACAUCGACUUACACAUAGUUUUUAAUCAUUACUGAUGUGCAGUGUUAAAAUGUAGAAUCACUAAUUUAAAUUUUAUGCUUCAAGCUGUUUGAGCUGUUUGCCUCUGAUCGGUUUCAUUCUAGGUAACAGGUGUCCUACCCACCCUCCUGGAUGGAGACUGUUUCCUUCGCUCAAACUCGGCAUCACCUGACCUCGGUAUCCUCUUUGAACUGGGGGUCACUUUUAUACGGAAUGUAAGGAUUUAUACACACACAUAUACAGUGGAUACACACACACCGUUUGUAAUAAGAUAAACAAGUGCAAAUAGGAUGUUUAAAAUCAUGCAGAAAAUGAAAAGUUCUCUGCUGAAACCUCAUUUUUUUGCUGGCAUGUAAGAGAAAAAAGCAGAUUUACUCUCUGUAGAAUCAGUAGAGACUAUGCACAAAGCAGCAGUGUUUGAUUUCCCGUGUGUGUGUGUGUGUGUGUGUGCUUUAGUCCACAGGUGAGAAGGGAGACCUGAGCUGUGGCUGGGCUUUCCUCAAACUGACUGACGACUCUGGAAAUCCAGUUCCAUUUAGGUACACAACAGCACACUCACAGACAUGCUGUGCACACAGUGUACACUAUUAUAUUUACAAAAAUACUAUUUUGUGCAAGCAGCCAUGAACAUAGUCGAAGCUAUUACACAUGAAUACAUGCAAACACUGUCUCAUAUUUAAGAGAAUAAGUGCAUUUUUAACUUGACUUUAAACCAGUAUGUCUUCUUCCUCAUGAUUUUUUAUGAGUAUGAAUCUAUAAAUCUCUAUAAAAAUAAAAAUAAAAAAAUAACACAACUCAAGAACCAAAAAAGUUUUAAUAGUCUGGCAAUUAGUUCUUUGAAAUCUAACUGUAUUUAAUCUGUGUUCAGGACUUAUGAGUUGCAAGUGAAUGGCGGUACUCCCUAUGAGAAGGAUGUGAUGGUGGAGACUACAAUCACUCGAGGAUGUAAGAACAUCAGCACUCAGUGUCACAUUAAGUCCGCUUCAGGACAGACAAUUUAAAAAGAUUUUUACAAAAGGAUGUAAACUCUGAAGUCAUAAGCUCACAUUGUGUCUCUGCUCCUCAUAGCUCCUGUGGGCGUUUUCCAGCAGAUGCUGCAUGCCAGGCGACAGCCUAAACUCAUUGUGAAGUUGAAAUCAGUAAACAACCGGACAAGAAUGCAGCUCAGGUGGGAUCAUCAGCAGGACUAGAACUAUCACAGAGGCUGAACACAUGCAGAUGACUGUAUGAUCGGAUCUGGCAACAAUGAAGGAUUUGCAGAAAACAGGCAUGUGUUUCAGCGUGUGAUGAUGACCAUGUUUUCCUUUUCAGCCUCCUCCCAGACACUCUGCUACACAGUCUGAGCUGUGUCCACCUGCUGGCUCUAUAUAGGCAGCUGCUAGCUGAUGCACUCCUACUGGACAGACCAACAAUGCAGAAUGCAGGUAAAACAUAACUUUCUCUAUUCUAUAGUUUAGAUGCCUAUAGUUUAUGGAAAGAAGCAUUUUAUAUAAAAUAUCUCUCUGUUUCAGAUCCAAUUUGCAGUCCUAUACUUGCCACCUUUCCAAAGCUGUUGGACCAACCAGACCUGCUGGAUGCUCUCAGGGUCAGUCCCCUCAGUCAAACACAAACUACCGUAGCUUUUUGUAUGAAGUUAAGCAAAGAUCAGCAAAGCUUUUUGUUAAGAAAUUUUUUAUUGACACCAAAUAAGCUGUGUUUUUGAACACUAUGAAUAAGAAGAUUUUAAAUUCAACCUGAAUCAUUUUUCUUGACCAAAUUUACAACAGUCAAAACUUUAUACUACAGUCCUAAUAAUAGAACACAUCUGUUUUUCCUACCAGAAAAAAAUCUAUGGCAUGAUAAUGAAGCUUAUGUGACGGCUCUGAGAAUUUGAAAUGACAGAGAUAAAAAAUCGUAGAAUCAAGUUAGUUCUUAGGCUAUGGGAAAGGAUAAGGGCCACUAGGAAAAAAAAAUUAAAAAAUGUUUUAAAAAGUUCCAAUUUUAUUUUUUUUAUCAUAAUUCUGAGUAAAAAGAGAGAAACAAUCUGCACACUUCUGGUCUGUUGCAAAAAGAAAGGCUUUACCGAAGCAAGCUUUCGGUCGGUUAGACCUUCAUCAAGGCACUCUGCCUUGAUGAAAGCUUUCUGCUAAUCCUGCACCUUCUCUCCAGAUUGAGCGGUGACCCUUCACUAUUUUACUUAUCAUAAUUCUGAGAGAAAAAGUCAGAAUUCUGACUUAAAUUCUGACUUUUUUUCCCCUCAGAAUUAUGAUUAAAAAAUAACAAAAAGAAAAGAAUAAAAAAAAACAAUAUUUUUUUUCCCUUGUGGCCCUAAUCCUCUUCCAUAUUAAGCAGAGUCAUACAUCUUGUCAGACAAUAUGUGUCUGACAAGAUAUAAGGCUGCAAUUCAUAGACUGUAUAUAGAAUAGUAGAGAAUAGAAUAAAAUAAAAAAAAAAUAGUAUAGAAUGUAGCAUAUCCAGUCUAUGCUGCAGUUUCAGGACUGCAUGCUGGGACUGCAUCUCUGAGACCCUUGUGACGUUGGGACAAUUAUGAUUGUGGGGAUAAGGGUAAGGUUUACAGGUAGGUACUAAAAGUUGUUAUAGUGGACACCAAAAGUGUGGUCCUUUGUAAGCAGGAGGUGGUGCUGUUGCAACAACAAGGGUCUUGAAAAUGUGGUCCUGAAUCUGCAGUCUCUGGGUCUGUUGUCAUACGCUUCUCACCUGUCAGAUAUCUUAAGAAAAUCCUGAAUGCCUCACAGCUUGAGAGUUUUUUGAUCUGAUUGAAAUUAAAUAGUGGUUGUAAUAUAACUGUAAUUUUCCCUCAUUUUAGAGUGCCUGGCUGGAUGCUGAGACGAACAUGACCAGAGCACAAAAGGUCAGUUUUUACAUGUGCAUGUGUGCGCAUGUUGGUGUAAUCUCCAUACAAACCUGUAGAGGGUACUAGAAGGAUAAUUACCUGGUGGUUCCUUCCUACCAAGAAGUUCAAAUGAGUUUGUGUGUGCAGGUAUAAUGUAAACUGCACAUCACACCAGCAGACACGUAAAAACCUUUUCCUUUCUUGUCGCUGUGUCUUUUCAGAGGGACUUGCCCUAUUUGAAGCAGGAGUUCAGUAAAGUCUACAUGUCCGCAAUCUAUUUCCUCCUCCACUCAUCCUCUUUGCCCUGCUAUCGCUGGGCAGACCCGCCCUCAGAGGAGCAGAGGGCUAGAGUCAUCUUCUCCACACUGGGUGCUCUCAAACACAGCCAGCAAACCGGCAGCCAGUCAGGGGGCGAAGAGCUCUUUAUAGACCCCACUCAUCAACAUCUUGCCUUUGAUGUUACAGAGCUGACCUUUGACCUUCUAAAAGUGUUGCGGUGACAUCAAAUCUAUCAUUGGAGGGGUACAAUUUGAAGUUUAUGACCUUAUAUCAUUUAAAGAAUUCAAAUAAAAUGUAUUCUUAAAUUUGUAAAAAAAAAAAA
Xyrichtys novacula (pearly razorfish) is the source of this 8163-nucleotide messenger RNA. The record is from the annotation of a GenBank genome assembly. NCBI's taxonomy places the organism in Eukaryota, Metazoa, Chordata, Actinopteri, Labriformes, Labridae.